Molecule: messenger RNA, 1585 nt
Organism: Gavialis gangeticus (Gharial)
Lineage: Eukaryota; Metazoa; Chordata; Crocodylia; Gavialidae
Gene: HYLS1
Product: HYLS1, centriolar and ciliogenesis associated
Exons: 2
Coding region: 258-1169 (303 amino acids)
Biological process (GO): cilium assembly
Cellular component (GO): centriole; non-motile cilium
Source: RefSeq, a predicted model, not a curated record
GCCUGUGUCUAGUUCAAAACCAGGAUCUGCUUCACGAUCUUGACCUAAAACGAACCUGGUUUUGUGGGGAGAGGAAAAACUUCGGGGUUCUUGCAGUGCAGCCUCUUCCUCUCCGCCAAGGAUCGCUCCAGCUCUUCUUCCUGUCCUAGUGGUCUCCAAGUGCUUCCACCUCGAAUAGGGGUGCACGAUAGAGAUGUUUUGGGCUGAUACCAAUAGCUGAUCUAAUAAGUGACAAUCAGCCCAGCCCAAGUGAAGUCAUGGAAGCACUAUUGGGACCAGAUCAGUAUAAGUGGGCCACUAUGAACCAUGAAGAACGCAUGGCAGCAGCUGCUAUGGCCUUUACCCAUCUGUGUGCAGAGCAAGGUAAUGGAGAUAGCUUGAGAAGAACCUGGGCUCCCUCUCACUAUGACUCCUACAUUAAGGCUUCUGUGAGUUCUGGGAUCAAGCCAUCUCUUCCUCUACCAAUGCACCAGCAGACAGAACAAAGCAUGCAAUCGGAGAGCCUCUCUGAAGUACCCACAGGAACUAGGAAGCCAGUGAUGAAACGGAAAGUUUUGAGGAGGAGGCCUAAUGGAGAAGUGGAAAUAUCUGAUGAGUCGGCCAUUAGUGAACCAGAGACCAAUGAUGAAAGUGGCAACGAGGUCUGGGAUUUGAGACGGAAACUGCUUCAUCUACUUGCCCAUCAGGAAGACAGUGUAGCUGAGGUAGAAACUGAGCCAUGUAGCAGUUCCCCUGAGAAGUCUUUUCUGGAUCUCCUCCAUAACACGCUCCCCCACAGACACAUUCCCCCAUUUUUCCCUAGGGAUUGCCAGAGUCAGGGCUCCUCAGCUUUUGAACAGGACUUACCUGAACAACCAAAGUCCUUUAUUCCUCCAAGAUUAGAGCAGCUAGGUCGUAAUCGUGGGAAGACUGAUAGAGUAGCCAGGUAUUUGGAGUAUAAGCGGGACUGGGAAACAUUCCGGAUACCAGGGGAGGAUCACAGAAAAGAACUGUGCUGGGGAAUCCGGGAACAGAUGCUGUACAAACCUAACAUCCCAGCUAGGUCUCAGCGCACCUAUGUCCCCAACAAUUAUCUGGUCCCUACAGAAAAGAAGAGAUCUGCCUUGCGCUGGGAGGUACGCUGUGACCUGGCAAAUGGUCUCAUACCCAGGAAGAGCUUCUCCUCAUAGGUAGCCAGAGUUUCUUCAGCUCCAUCCAUAGAACUGUUCAUCAUAUGGCUGCUUAGAGCAGUGAUAUUGUUAAGUUAUUUGUUCUCUCUUGUAACCUCAACACUUCGUUUUAACAAAAAUCUCCCUUGUGCUUCUACAUAAACAAGUUUAUCUUAGGCAGAGCUAUUUUAUACUAUCUUGUUACCAAAUAGGAAGACAACUGACCCAAUUGGCCAGACCUGCAAAAUCUCUGAGAAGGAGACUUGCGUGUGAAGCUCUUAAAGUGAAGAUGACCAACUUAUAGGAAUCUUGUAUACCCAGGAGAAUAACCAGUACCACCAGCCUGUUUUGCCUUUAUUUGCUCUUGCUCACCUGAAUGAAUGGUUUUAUCUAUCUUCUAGGUGAUACAUUUCUUUAUUAAAACAUGUAAAACAAUC